AUGACAAAGGUGCCGUGGAAUCAACUAAAUCUGCAGGAAGCAUACGAGCACAAGAUCUACUGCCGCGUUCGUCAGACAGGAACUGCCGUGCUCCUGCGACUUCAAAACGGAGAAGACCCUCGAAAUGUGUUCACAUCCACUGGGUUGCCUCGAUGCCCCCCGUAUCCCCUCUGCUGUAAACUUUCUGAACUAGGAGAACUUGGUUCUGGGAUACCACUUCUAUUCCAAUUCAUAAAAUUCAUCCUUUUGGUAUCUGCUAUUCAUGGCCUCUUGUCGUUGCCAGUCGUUAUUGGCGUGUACUCGCAUAAGGUUUCAGAUGGAUCAGCAAACUGUUCUGUAUUCAACCGAACACUUUUUACAGCCGGAUGCGUGGACGGCACUGCUUCCGAGUCGCAGCUUCCUGGUGCAACAAAUCUUGUAAUGGUCUUAAGUGCUGUCAUCCUACUACCAAUUUUAUUCAGGCAGCAGGAGCACCUAAGGAGGUCGGCAGGAGAGCAAGUCUUCCAGCCACAGGAUUUCGCUCUUCUGCUAGAAGGAUUUCCCGCCGAUGCAACUGACGAACAUGAGAUAACCAGUUUUGUGUGCAAUUCACUCUUGGCCAACCAACCACCAGAGUGUGUGGUCAAAGUUGUCAUAGGUUUUGACACCAGGCAUUAUGAAGAACACAUAACUCUCAUUGAAAGGUUAAAGCGACGGCUAGAUAUUUUGAAGGUUGGCCUCCACGCCUAUUCUUGCAAUGGUUGUCAUGGAAAUGGAUUUUUCUCAUUGCUCGUAACCAAUUGA
Cyclospora cayetanensis is the source of this 783-nucleotide messenger RNA. RefSeq lists its product as uncharacterized. Lineage: Eukaryota; Apicomplexa; Conoidasida; Eucoccidiorida; Eimeriidae. The record is from RefSeq and is a predicted model, not a curated record. The transcript is spliced from 4 exons. The coding region runs from base 1 to 783 and encodes 260 amino acids.